UUAUAAAUUUAUAAUAUUAUAUGCAUAUUUUUGUUUUGUUUGCAUUGUGCAACUUUGCAAUUUUUCUUAUUUUCAUGCACACUUGUGAGUUAACUAUUUUUGUUUAACAUUAUUUGCUGGUCACUGAGCCCCUAGUAGUUCUCCUAUGAGUUGUUGAUGGGGAGAAGCUCGCUGUGGGCUACAUAUAUGAGGGCAUGGAUAGGGCCAAGGAGGCCAUUAGAUCCAUAUAUGCUGGAGUUGAGGAUAAGUAUAGGCCCAUUUGGGACAUAAUUGAUAGAAGAUGGCAUAACCAACUUCGUAGGCCCAUCCAUGCAGCAGCUUAUUACCUCAAUCCAUCAUUUCGUUUCCAUGCUGAUUUCAAAGCGGAUGAGGAGGUUCUUAGCGGGCUAUAUUUAGUAGUACAACGGAUGGUCACUGAUACCACAACUAUACUUUUUGAGAUGGAUGCAUUUAAUAAUGCAUCAAGGGCAAUCUUUGCUAGCCAAUUGUGCAAAGAGGGUCGGACAAAAUUGCAGCCAGAUAGAUGGUGGCAAAUGUUUGGGCCUUCAACCCCAAACCUUCAAAAAAUUGCCAUCCGCAUAUUGAGCCAGCCGUGCAGCGCUUCUGGAUGUGAGCGCAACUGGAGCAUGUUCGAGCACAUCCCCACUCGAAGAGGCGAAAUAGAUUGUCUGUGGAGAGGUUGAAUGAUCUAGUCUUUGUUCAUUACAACCUCCGUCUCAGGACCAGACAGAUUUUGGACGAUGACUUCUCUCCGAUCACUCUAGAGGAAGUCGACCCCGAGUCCGAUUGGCUCACUGAGUCCACCGAUCCAGUCUUCACUGAUGAGGACCUUGAGUGGGUUGACCAGGUAGACAGAGAGGCUGAGGCUGUGGCUAUGGCAGAGGAGGAGGAUAGAGCACGAUCAAGCACAACACCUAUGGCUACUCAGACUGGCACAUCACAGGCAGAGACUAUGGCUACUCAGUCAUCCAGGACCUACCUUAGACGCCUUUGUAGGAGGCAGAUAGACGAGGCUGAGCCUGAGCUUGAGCCAUAGACUUGUUUUUUUUUACACUUUACAGUUAGAUAUAUGUUUGGGAACAUUUGAAGUCAUGGAUUUUAUAUUAUACAUUGGACAACAUUUUAACUCUAUAUAUCUAUGUUUUCUAAUUCCUUCAGCUACAAUUUACAUUUCUAUGCAUGUGAUGGAUGUAUGUUUAUGUAUGUGAUCAAAUUAGCUUCUAUUUGAUGAUGUUAUAGUGUCUUUAAGCUUAAUUCAAUAAUGGGUGUAUGAAACAAGUUUUAAAUCAUUAAAAAUCUCUAAAUUUCAAGGGUUUUCUUAUUUUGCCGAGUCCGAGCCGAGUCAGCCUUGCCGAGUCAGAGCCGAGUCCGAGUCUAGGAAAAGACCUGAAGCAAAGAAGAUUGUGAGCAUUGUUUUUGAUGAAGGGUUCAAUAAAAGUGGAGAGGAGUUGACUGCGGUGACAAAACCUUUGGUAAGGGUUCUUCGUAUGGUGGAUGGAGAGGGCAUGCCAAUGGGUUUCAUUUAUGAGGCCAUGGAUAGGGCCAAAGAGGCCAUUUCACAUGACUAUCGUGGAAAUACAAGAAAAUGUGAAAUCCUUUGGCGCAUCUUUGAUCGUAGGUGAACAAACCAACUCCACCAACCGAUACAUGCCUUCGCCUACUUUUUGAACCCGAAAUUCUACUCCUCUGAUUCAUUUAGGGCCGAUGAGGAGGUCAUGGCAGGUGUUAUUGCAUGCAGUGAUAAGAUGGCACCUGAUCCUGAGUUGAGAGACAAGGUUCUUGAUGAGUUGGAGAUCUACAAAAGUGCAAAGGGGAGACUCUUCUCAUCACAACUAGCAAUUGAUAGGAGAGGAAAACAACAACCAGAUUUAUGGUGGGAGAAUUAUGGUGCUGGCACGCCUAAUCUUCAAAAGAUAGAUAUCCGUGUUUUGUCUCAGCCAUGCAGUGCUUCUGGGUGUGAACGAAAUUGGAGUGUAUUUGAGAGCAUUCACACAAAGAAGAGAAAUAUAUUAUCACAAAAGCGGCUCAAUGAUCUAGUAUUUGUUUGGUACAACCUUCGCCUUCGAGUUAGACAGGUGGAGGGUGUUUCACAUGAGGCUAUUGACUUGGAUGAAAUUGAUCCAUAUGGUGAUUGGACCAUGAAUGAACAAAAUAAUGGUGACGAUGCCCUCCUUACCAAAGAAGAAAUUGCAGAAAUAGAGAGAGGAGCAGCACAAGAUGCAGAAGGAGCAAGAUUGGAUGAAAUGGAGGAUGAAGAUGAGGACGAAGAUGAGGACUUUGACUUUGAAGAAGAAUCAUCUCACCAUUUAGAUACCACAACACCCACUGCUACUACUUCUAGCUCAAGGCUUGAAAAAUUGAGCUAUAUUAGGAAAAAUACAAAGUGGAAGAUGUUGUGUUGCAUGGGUACCCGUACCCAACCCCCUAGAAUGCGUACCAGAGACUGGUACGCGUCUCUCGUACCGGAGACCCGUCAGGAGAUGUCUCUACACAUAGGAGACUCCACGUCAACAAACCCUCCCGUCUCCACCCUAAAUAACACGCGCAAAAGUCAAAAAAUUUGACGCAAUGCAUGGGCAGAAGCAAAAACCACUGACGUGAGCCCCAUUUUUA
Molecule: messenger RNA, 2613 nt
Organism: Cryptomeria japonica (Japanese cedar)
Lineage: Eukaryota; Viridiplantae; Streptophyta; Pinopsida; Cupressales; Cupressaceae
Exons: 5
Coding region: 1716-2564 (282 amino acids)
Molecular function (GO): protein dimerization activity
Source: RefSeq, a predicted model, not a curated record